Messenger RNA from Hyaloscypha bicolor E, 1072 nucleotides. RefSeq lists its product as uncharacterized. The coding region runs from base 1 to 825 and encodes 274 amino acids. The transcript is spliced from 4 exons. Gene Ontology annotation, molecular function: protein binding. The record is from RefSeq and is a predicted model, not a curated record. Lineage: Eukaryota; Fungi; Ascomycota; Leotiomycetes; Helotiales; Hyaloscyphaceae.
AUGACGACGAGGACAGAGAGAUUCCAGCGCAAGCCGAAGGGGAAGCAAGAUGAGGUCCCAGAGGAACCGGAGGAGGUGAUCAGAUUUCCUCCAGAGAAGGAAGCGUCCCUCCUUCAAGAGUCAAACGCGCAGAAGGCAACAGCAAACGAGCUGUUUGCCAAGGCUUCAUUUCAAGAUGCCAUAGAAACGUACGAUAAAGCUUUGUCGACGUGUCCGAAUUACCUGGAUUACGAGAUUGCGGUGCUGAGGAGCAAUAUUGCGGCAUGUCAUUUGAAGCUUGAGGAUUGGAAGGAGGCGGUCAAGGCAGCUACUGCGGCACUGGAUGGCUUGGACAAGCUACAAGGGAGGACGGCAAAGAUGAAGGAGGUAGAUGAAGAGGGGUUGAAGGCUGUAGAGGAGGUGGAUGAGGAGAUCAUUUCUGACGGGGCUACGAAAGCUGAGGAUACUUCGGACAUGGGCAAACGAGAAGCUGAUAUUGAGAGGAUACGAUGCAAAGCUCUGAUGAGGAGAGCAAGGGCGAGGAGUGAGCUGGGCGGGUGGUCAAGCUUGCAAGCUGCUGAAGAAGAUUACAAGACUCUCUCUCGGAUGCCAAAUUUGCCGUCGGGAGAUAGAAAGAUUGUUCAGCAGCAGUUGGGCCAACUCCCGCCAAGAACGAAGGCAGCCCAGGAGAAGGAGAUGGGCGAUAUGAUGGGCAAGUUGAAGGAGCUUGGUAAUGGUAUUCUAAAGCCUUUUGGCCUGUCUACAGAUAAUUUCCAGAUGGUCAAGGACGAAAAGACGGGAGGGUACAGCAUGAACUUCAACCAAGGAGGCGGAGGGAGCAAAUGAAACCCCGGUUGCCAUCUCAUCAUUCUCAAUGCUCACGAAGAUCAAUCGACAGGAACCUUCAACACAGUUAUCGGGUUCUGAGUAGUGAUCGCUUGACAGACUGCUCCUUUCUCGAGCAUCGUCGGGCUGGUUUCUCCUGCCUGCAUUGCAACGUCCUUUCCCCAACUUGCGCAGUUGCGACUUCCUUCUUUCGGACCCCCGCACAAUUCAAAUUGAAUUAAUUCCCAACACGUUCUUUUCCCUUAUU